This is a messenger RNA of Cydia fagiglandana, 2220 nucleotides long. RefSeq names its product zinc finger protein 431-like. The transcript is spliced from 4 exons. Bases 1 to 2220 code for a protein of 739 amino acids. Lineage: Eukaryota; Metazoa; Arthropoda; Insecta; Lepidoptera; Tortricidae. The record is from RefSeq and is a predicted model, not a curated record.
AUGUCUCGCAACAGUUUGAAUUGGAUGAGUAAAUGUUGUUCUAGUCUGAGGGUGGUUUCAGCUUUCAACCUGGGGGCAGGAGUGAAGCAGUCAUGUGAGACUGUCCCCGGGAGGCCCCUUCUGAGGGACUGCUGCGUGAGGCUGGAGCGUCUCGUUGUGGACACCCUGCACACUACUCGGAGCACAGACCGGGCCGGCCGGAGACAAGGUCGUGAAGCUGCUGUAGAGAGCGGAUACAGGAGCACCACCGUUGGGAAUGUUAGAAACUAUCACGGGCAAACUCCUCGGAUGAAACCAAGUGGAAUAUACCAAUGUACCCACUGUGAAUAUACAACAGCUACACAAAUAUGGUUCACCAGGCAUUUGAGAAAACAUACUAAUGAGAAACCAUACAAGUGUGAACACUGUAGUUAUGCUAGCAGCCAUAGAGGAAAUUUGCAAGUUCAUGUAAGAAAACACACUGGCGACAAACCUUACAAAUGCGGGCACUGUAGUUAUACUAGCAGCGAUAGAGGUAAUUUGAAGGUUCAUGUAAGAAAACACACUGGCGACAAGCCUUACAAGUGUGACCAGUGUAGUUAUGCUAGCAGCGAUAGAAGUGGUUUGAAGGUUCAUGUAAAAAAACACACUGGUGAAAAACCUUACAAAUGCAGUCAGUGUAGUUAUGCAUGUGCAAAUAAAAUAAUAUUGAAUGUUCAUGUAAGAACACACACUGGCGACAAGCCUUACAAAUGCCACGAUUGUAAUUUUGCUAGCAGCCGGAAAAGUGAUUUGAAAGUUCAUGUAAGAACACACACUGGCGACAAGCCUUACAAAUGUGAACACUGUAGUUAUGCUAGCAGUUAUAAAAGUUGUUUGAAGAUUCAUCUAAGAAGACACACUGGUGAAAAACCUUACAAAUGUGAACACUGUAGUUAUGCUAGCAGUUAUAAAAGUUGUUUGAAGAUUCAUCUAAGAAAACACUCUGGUGAAAAACCUUACAAAUGCACACAGUGUAGUUUUGCUAGCAGCAAUAUAACUCAUUUGAAGGGUCAUGUAAAAAGACACACUGGUGAAAAACCUUACAAAUGCACACAGUGUAGUUUUGCUAGCAGCAAUAUAACUCAUUUGAAGGGUCAUGUAAAAAGACACACUGGUGAAAAACCUUACAAAUGUGAACACUGUGGUUAUGCUAGCAGUUAUAAAAGUUGUUUGAAGAUUCAUCUAAGAAAACACUCUGGUGAAAAACCUUACAAAUGCACACAGUGUAGUUUUGCUAGCAGCCAUAUAACUCAUUUGAAGGCUCAUCUAAAAACACACUCUGGUGAAAACCCUUACAAAUGUGAGCAGAGUAGUUAUGCUAGUAUCGAGAAAGGAAAAUUGAAUGGUCAUGUAAGAACACACACCGGCGAUAUGCCUUACAAAUGUGACCAGUGUAGUUAUGCUGGCAGUACUAAAGGUUCUUUGAAGGUUCAUCUAAGUAGAGUCCAUGUAAAGAAACACACUGGCGACAAGCCUCACAAAUGCCACCAGUGUAGUUAUGCUAGCAGCAAUAAAGGUAAUUUGCAAGUUCAUCUAAGAAAACACACUGGUGAAAAACCUUACAAAUGCGAGCUAUGUAGUUAUUCUAGCAGCCAUAAAAGUCAUUUGAAGCUUCAUCUAAAAAGACACGCUGACGACAAGCCUUACAAAUGUGGACAUUGUAGUUAUGCUAGCAGUAGUAAAUGUACUUUGAAGGUUCAUCUAAGAAAACACAGCGACAAGCGUUACAAAUGUGAACAAUGUAGUUAUGCUAGUAGUUGCAGUGAUCAAUUGCGAGUCCAUGUAAGGCAACAUACUGGAGAGAAGUCGUACAAAUGUGGCCACUGCAGCUAUGCUAGUGAUGACAAAGAUGCUGUACGAAAACAUGAAAUUAUGCACGAUGAUGAAAAGCGUCACAAAUGUAAUUAUGCUACCAUUUAUAAAAUAAAUUUACAGAACCAUAAAUGCACACAUUCUGUUGAGAUACUUCACAAGAGAGGCACAUAUCUGGAAGGGCAGCACAAAGAGUUAAAGUAUGGUGGAGCAGCGGCCAGCAGCAGGCGACCCUCGCUCGCCGCGCACGGCGACGCGCGUGACGCCGCGCACGACCACACUUACAGCGCCGCUCCACCAGGCCUCGAGAGCGGCCUCGACGUGUCGGAGGCGGAGACCAAGAGAAAGACAGACGAAGAAACGACCGCAUCGUUAUACACCGGAUAG